GGGGGUCAGUGAUAUCUAAAUAGACUGCAAACAAGACAAGACAGCUCAAGAGAUCUCCGUGACAAGAUCUAAAAUUUCUUGUGAUAAACUCUAUUUUGUCCUCGCUCCAAUUGAAAAUGCUUCGAACAACUGAUCCUAAGAUAGGCUAAACUCCGACGACCGACGAUUUCCAUUUUUCUUUGAACGAAGACCAAAUCAUCGUACCAUUAAGAGACCUACAACAAUACCACUUUCUAAAUUACCGCAACAGGGAAACGAGACUAUCUUCUAGCCCUUUUGGUGGAAGUAGAACCUUCGAAAAUGUCAGCACCAGCCGCUACUUUUGAGAACGCCGUUGAGCCGAAGCUCUUCGGAAAGUGGGAGUUCAAUGACUUGCUCUGUACUACUUACUGCUUUUUGCGUUUGGAGAUUUUUUGAUGCUGGUUGAUAAUCUAAAGAUUUGCUUUUGUGGAGGAAAAAAUGACAUAUGGAAAGUAAGAUGACUUUCUCGAGAACCUGCUAUCAACGAAAGCAAACAAAGGGCACCUCAUAAGUGAAUAUUCAAAAUCUAAAAACCAAUCCAAACAAAUAAAUAUCAGGCGCCGAGAUCUCUUUGGUCGAUUACAUCAAGACCAGCCCGGGACACAGCAGCGUCAGCGGAAUCUACGUUCCGCACACUGCCGGUCGCUACCAGCAGCGCCGAUUCCGCAAGGCUUUGUGCCCGAUCGUCGAGCGCAUCGCUUGCUCCUUGAUGAUGCACGGUCGCAACAACGGUAAGAAGUUGAAGGCUGUCCGCAUCGUCAAGCAGUCCUUGGAGAUCAUCUCCUUGUUGAACCCGGAUACCAACCCGGUUCAGGUACAACUAGGACAACUUGUGAAUUUUGCAUGGAUAUGACUUAGCAGCUGUCUACUGAUGAAAUAUGGUUGUCACAUUCGAAGAUCGCAUCAAUUUUCAGCAACUCAUUUUCCGUAUCCACCAUAUGCUCAUCUCAUUCACGGCUAACUAAACAGGUCAUCAACAUCUUCUAAAAAAACGCCUCUUGAUCUUUUACUAAACAAAAAACAGAUCUUGAUCGAUGCCGUGAAGAACGGUGGUCCUCGUGAGGACUCCUGUAAGGUCGGUUCUUCCGGUACCGUCCGUCGUCAGGCCGUCGAUGUCUCCCCGAUCCGUCGUGUUAACGAGGCUAUCCACCUGAUCACCACUGGUGCUCGCCUCGCUGCCUUCCGCUCCAUCAAGAGCAUCGCUGAGUGCUUGGCCGAUGAGCUGACCAACUGCGCCAAGGAAUCCUCCAACAGCUAUGCGAUCAAGAAGAAGGACGAGAUCGAACGUGUCGCCAAGGCGAACCGUUAAGAAUCUUUCUCGGUGUUGUUUCGAUUGGAUCGACGUAUACUGGAAAGGAGAAGCUUUGCUUUUGCGGAGUAUUUGUCAUUGUGGAGCAGCGUUGGAUUCACGCAGAGGAAGGGAAUCUAAACAACAGAAUUCUUCGAAUCAUCAUUGCAGAGGAAGAACAUUUUGAGGAUGUGGAAAUGAGGAGGAUAUGUGACACAAUUGUGUCAACUGCAUGUCAUGAUGAUGUGAAUCUGUGGCUACAGGAUGAGACUGCAUAUCAGAGAUGUAGUAGUUGACUUUUCUAAAGAAAGCUGCUGACAUAGAAAGCAAGGUUCUGGAAAACGUACUCGGGUGAAGGCAACAACGUCCCGCGCCGUCCUUUUGAGGGAGAAAUCACGUGUCUAUCUUCGCGCUCACGUGAUGGAGAAAGAUGAGUACCAGGAGCACAGACGAGAAUUUGAGAUCUUAAAACGUGAGAGACCGCCGGAAAAAUCUAAAUCUUUGAUGGUGCAAAUAUACGAUCCUGCGGAUACAACAGUGAUUGUAAGGAAC
Molecule: messenger RNA, 1861 nt
Organism: Amoebophrya sp. A25
Lineage: Eukaryota; Dinophyceae; Syndiniales; Amoebophryaceae
Source: the annotation of a GenBank genome assembly